AUGGCUCCUCCGCCGCGCCUGCGCAUCUUAUCAGUCGGUAGUAAUCCUAUCUCGGCUUUCCUCUCCUGGAGACUCCAGGCGACAACCUCGUGCGAUGUGACGCUCGUUUGGAAAUCGAACUUUGAAGCCGUGGCUCAAUAUGGUGUUUCUUUCAAAUCAAAAGCAUUCGGCAACGAACGGUUUAAGCCCCGUCAUGUUGUCCGAACUCCCGAAGAAGCAGCCUCCCGAGAGAAUGCAUACGACUAUGUGCUUUUGUGCGUCAAGGCUUUGCCCGAUAUCUACGAUCUCGCAGCUGUGAUCGAAUCCGUCGUUACUCCCCAACAUACAUGCAUUCUUGUGAACACCACAAAUACUUUGGGCAUUGAAUCGCAUCUCGAGCAACGAUUUCCGACAAAUGUCAUCCUCUCAUUAGUAUCAGGCGUGGAGAUCUCUCAGAUUGGGGCCAGCGAGUUUGAGCAUCUGAGCUCGACAGAGAUUCAUGUCGGUGCGACAAACAAGAAUUCCAGCAUCCCUCCUACAGUACAGAAUGACAUGGCAUCCGCAUUGGCAUUCACUCUUGGUUCGGGACAGGUCGACUGCAAGGUAUCGGGGAAUAUCAGACAGGAGCAGUUUGAGCGUAUGAUUGGCCCAAUCGCUUUUCAUCCCGCGAGUGUUCUGUUCGAAACCUCCAACCUUGCACAGCUGCUUGAAAAGGUCGGAGUGCGUCAGUUGGUAUCGGAUAUAAUUGAAGAACUUGUCGAACUCGCAAAGGCAAACGGCUGUUCAUUCACGAGCGACUUUACCCAGAAGACCAUUGAGAAAAUGAUCGCUGGGGGAGCACCUAGCUCCAUGUACCAGGACUUCCAGGCCCGUCGUCCCAUGGAGGUUGAAACAUACCUUGGAUCUCCCGUCAAAUUAGCCACCGAAUCAAGUGUCCGGGUUCCGCGAAUCGAGACAUUAUACGCCAUGCUUCACCACUUCAACACCGUAAACCAGACUAAACCCCGACACGGUGAUUCACCACCCCCUGUCGUGGUCCAACCACCCUCCGUGAGAAACUCGUCAGCACCGCCACCUGCGAGAGGACCAGCCAAUGGCGCUAUGCGCCCGCACCCGGGAAGGGCUAGUUCUGGGAUGAUGAUGGGGCCCCCGCGGCGCGGACCACCACCGCCCGGAAUGGGAAGACCUCCCAGUGCACAACCACAACAAUCUAAGAUUCCUCGUGAACCUUCUUUGGAGGGCCUGGAGGAGUUUAGUCACCUGGUCCUUUACGAUGAUGCCGCCGACGGCGGAUUACCUCCUCAGAAUGGAAACAAUGGAUAUCCCGAUAUGCCACCACCGGGUCCUCCAUCAGCGGCAACAGAUCUGGCCCUGCGGGAGCGCGAAUUGGCUCUUCGACGACGGGAGUUGCAGAUCCGGGAACAGGAGAUGAGCAUGCGACGUGGACCUCGGAGAGGUCCUCCGCCCAAAGCGGCAGCCUUUGAUGAGGAAGAUGAGGAUGAUUACUUCGAUCCUAUGGAUGCUCCUCCUAUUCCCGGUGUCGACCCCGACAAUGUUGACAUGAUGAGUAUCACUUCGAAGAGGAACCGAAGAAUGCCAAGUGCCAGUCAAAUACGCAAGAAUCCCGAGUUCGGCAUGAAUAUGAACCCCCCUCCUAACAGCCGACCUGCUUCAUCCUUCAGUCGAUACUUUGGAGGGGGAAGGAAACGUGCUAGUGAUCGGAUCCUGCAGGAAAUCCCCAGCCUUCAUGAUUCUCUCAUGGACAACCCCAUGAUGAGCUACUCUUCCAACAGAUACGGCGCUGUCGACCGGAAUCAGAUGCACGUGGAAUCGCGAGCCAAUUCCCUGACCGCCAGUCGAAUGGGUGACUACCCACCACACCCUUAUCCAAACAGCAGGAGAAACAGCCAAUCCCCUGCAACUCCAUAUGGUGGUGGCCCCGGGCCCCGAAUGGGCCGACCAAUGACUGCCAAUGAUCAGACUCUUGGUCCUCCUAACGGCCAUCACGGCGGUCAUCCAUCGCCGCCUGGGAAUAUGCGAGCCCCGGUUCCAAGACAUCCUCCCGGGCAAGGUAACGCGGUAGGUCCACAACAAGUUGAGCAACAUUAUGUGAGCAACUCGCAUCCCGCCAAGGGUACUCCAAAGCAUAGAAGUCUGACCGGAAGUGCGAGCGCCAGCGCGGAGAGUGGUGAUAGCGGGGCUAGCGCCAACCUCGAUUCCGAAGCCUCAGCCCACAGCAGCCAGAUCAGCCUUGGUGCUCAGCAAGCUACGACGCCGGUUCGCUAA
Aspergillus wentii DTO 134E9 is the source of this 2265-nucleotide messenger RNA. RefSeq lists its product as uncharacterized. NCBI's taxonomy places the organism in Eukaryota, Fungi, Ascomycota, Eurotiomycetes, Eurotiales, Aspergillaceae. Bases 1 to 2265 code for a protein of 754 amino acids. Gene Ontology annotation, cellular component: cytoplasm. Gene Ontology annotation, molecular function: oxidoreductase activity. The record is from RefSeq and is a predicted model, not a curated record. The transcript has 5 exons.